Prionailurus viverrinus (fishing cat) is the source of this 1317-nucleotide messenger RNA. It is a transcript of the gene PDZD9, whose product is annotated as PDZ domain containing 9. Gene Ontology annotation, molecular function: protein binding. The transcript has 5 exons. Lineage: Eukaryota; Metazoa; Chordata; Mammalia; Carnivora; Felidae. The record is from RefSeq and is a predicted model, not a curated record. Bases 124 to 918 code for a protein of 264 amino acids.
CCGGUCGCCAGCGGCCAGCCUGCUGUGCACCCCCUCCUCGCGGGUUCGAAACAGUUGGGAGUUGGACCCACUCCAGCUUCGGCUCCAGGAGGCGCCUCCUGAGCGGUCUGCCCUCCUGGGGCCAUGGAGAAGGCCGCCCAUAAAAGCAAAAAAGGCAAAAACGUUGGCUUCAAUGUCAAGUCAUCCAUACACAACUUGAGCAAAACUCAGCAGACCAAACUCACUGUGGGCAACCUGGGCUUAGGCCUGAUCAUCAUCCAGAAUGGGCCCUACCUCCAGAUCACCCACCUCAUCAGGACGGGGGCUGCAGCCACGGAUGGAAAACUCCAGCCAGGUGAUGUUCUGAUUAGUGUUGGCCAUGCCAAUGUGUUAGGAUAUACUCUUCGAGAAUUUUUAAAACUUUUGCAACACAUCACCAUAGGAACAGUGCUACAAAUCAAGAUUUACCGAGAUUUUAUUGACAUACCCCAAGAAUGGCAAGAAAUAUAUGAUUUAAUCCCUGAGACCAAAUUCCCGGUAACACGCACAACAAAGAAAACUGAGCAGGCAAAAGACCCUUUGGCAAGCAGUGAUGACAGUGAAGAUGUAGUUUCAGAUAAAAAACUUAAGUAUUAUAAAUAUUCAAGGUCCAGUGGGCAUCACUCUGCAAGGAGACCAAUGUCUAUCUCCAGAGAAUGGCAUGGCUACAAAAAGAAGAACCGUACUAUUAGUGUAGGAAAAGGGAUUAAUGCUGAUGUGGUGAUUCACAAAGAUCCCAAGAGAGAAGUGAGGCCCCCUUCUCCAUACUGGACAAUGGUGAAGCGAGACAACCAAAGCUCUUCCUCAUCCACAGCCUCCUCUACCUCAGAUGCAUUUUGGCUAGAAGACUUUGCCCAAGUUGAAAAGGGCAGGGGUCAACCUGUAUCAAAAGUUGCUUAGGCAGCAGUCUGCAAACUGGUGAUCACAUGAGCAUCUAAUUUUUGUGCAUUGCUAUGCACAGGUUUGCUAUACUUACAGGAGGAAUAUGUGCAGACUUACCCAUUCUUUCACAAGUGCAUUCUGAUGCCGUCAGAGAUAUUCUUCAAUGUGAUAAUCCAAAGACUUCCCUGGGGUCAGACAGGUCUCACCACCUUAUUCUCAAAAUAGCAACAUCAUUAACACACUCCCUUCUGAGAAGAACAUCUCAUCUUUUACAAAAUGUGGCAGAGGAACCCAGGACCAGAAUGUAUGAACAUAGAGAGAAUUUCAAUUUUUAAAGUGGAGCUGUUGGGGAGAAGAUGGUGGAGACCUCUACAAUGCAAGAGGAGUCGACAUUUUUCAUGUGGAAAAAAUUGGGAA